Messenger RNA from Cryptococcus amylolentus CBS 6039, 357 nucleotides. RefSeq lists its product as hypothetical. The record is from RefSeq and is a predicted model, not a curated record. NCBI's taxonomy places the organism in Eukaryota, Fungi, Basidiomycota, Tremellomycetes, Tremellales, Cryptococcaceae. Bases 1 to 357 code for a protein of 118 amino acids. The transcript has 3 exons.
AUGUCUCUCAUCGCCUCUGUCUCCGCCCCCCAAUACCCAGCCCCCGCCUACCUCGCGUCCCCCGAGAGCCCUGAGAUCGCCACCCAGCCGCCUGCGUACUCUGGGAACGUUAGGUCGCAGUACGACCUCAGCUUAGGGUUAGCCAGCUGGGGGGUGUCGACAGAGAGUAUAUGGAUCCCUUUGAGGCCAGUGGAGGAAGAAGUGGAUUUCGAAAGGGCCCAAAAGCUAGAAGAGAUGAUAGAGAUUUUCCGCAGGACGGAGCUCAAGUACGCCAAAAGGUGUACAUGGGCGUUUUGCGGGGUUUCUCUUCUAGUAGCUUUAAUGAUCGUCAUUGCGAUGGUCGUGUCGGCGAGAUAG